Molecule: messenger RNA, 945 nt
Organism: Cyphellophora europaea CBS 101466
Lineage: Eukaryota; Fungi; Ascomycota; Eurotiomycetes; Chaetothyriales; Cyphellophoraceae
Exons: 1
Coding region: 1-945 (314 amino acids)
Molecular function (GO): oxidoreductase activity, acting on the CH-OH group of donors, NAD or NADP as acceptor; NAD binding; NADP binding
Source: RefSeq, a predicted model, not a curated record
AUGGGUCUCACCGUAGGCUAUAUCGGCCUAGGCAAAGCCGGCGCCUCCAUGGCAUCAAACCUGCCACGUGCCGGGUUCAAGCUCAUCGUCCGCGACGCAGACCCUGAGCGGGAAAGGGCCUUCGCCGAUGCGAAUCCGAACACAACUGUCGCAUCGGCAGGUCCGGACGGCUUCAAGGACGUCGACGUCCUUGUGACCAUGCUCCCACAAGGCAGAGUCGUUCGCGAGGUCAUCCUGGGUGACCAUGGAAUCGCUUCGCACCUUAAGAAAGGUACCAUCAUUAUCGACACCUCCUCGUCGUCACCAUUCGACACCCGGUCUCUAGGCACAGAUCUCGAGUCAAGAGACCUGGUCCUCAUCGAUUCCCCCGUCACGCAGGCCCAUCUACACGACACCGACACGGGUGACGCCACGCUAAUGGUCGGUUGCAACGACCAGACAUCCUUCGACCGCGCUCUCCCAGUCCUACAAGCCAUGGCCAAGUACGUCUUCCAUAUGGGAAAGCUGGGGGCGGGUCACGCGAUGAAGACGUUGAACAACUACAUUUCUGCAGCUUCGAUUGUCGCCCUGUCGGACGCGUUGGUGACGGGCCAGAAGUUCGGGCUGGACCCCGUGCAGAUGAUUGACGUGCUAAACGUGGGCACCGGACGGAACUUCUCCACGACUGACAGUUACCAGAGUGAUGCACUGCCGCGGAAGUAUGCGAGUGGGUUUCAGCUCGCCUUGUUGAUUAAGGACGUGGGGAUUGCGAAAAGCGUGUUUGAGCAUGAAGGAUUCGAAACGGAGAUGCCGGGAUUGGUCAACCGGUACUUCCAGGAAGCUAUGGGGAUUCUGAAGCCGGACGCAGACCAUACAGAAUUGCUGAAGAUGUGGGAACGCAGGGCUGGUCUCGAACUCAAGACAGGCCAGCCAUGUGGCGAUACUGCAGCGGCGGUGAAGAAGUGA